Molecule: messenger RNA, 4290 nt
Organism: Sebastes umbrosus (honeycomb rockfish)
Lineage: Eukaryota; Metazoa; Chordata; Actinopteri; Perciformes; Sebastidae
Gene: gbe1b
Product: glucan (1,4-alpha-), branching enzyme 1b
Exons: 16
Coding region: 239-2308 (689 amino acids)
Biological process (GO): glycogen biosynthetic process
Cellular component (GO): cytoplasm
Molecular function (GO): hydrolase activity, hydrolyzing O-glycosyl compounds; cation binding; 1,4-alpha-glucan branching enzyme activity
Source: RefSeq, a predicted model, not a curated record
GUAUCCCAGCACCGCACGGCUCGGCUCGGCUCUCUCUCAUCUCUGACCCGCUGGUAAACACAGCGUGUCGUGAUGGGAAGGGCUUGGCACAAAGCAGCGUGGCACGUUGUUGUUGUCGGAUACUAAAAACUCGCACACAGCCCGUCUGUCCUCUGUCUGACACUGACAGUGCGUCCGGCCAGCAGCAGCAGCAGCAGCAGCAGCAGUCGGUGCUCGAUUGGUUCGGUCUGGAGUAACCAUGGCAGAGUCAGAGGAUAAUGUUGCAAUUCCUGAGUUCAGCUGCCUUCUCCAAAUGGAUCCCUUUCUCAAAGCGUACGAGCGGGACUUCAAGAGGAGGUAUGAACUCCUACAGAAGCAGCUUUUACAGCUGGAAGAGGCGGAAGGAGGCUUUGACCAGUUCACGCGCAGCUACAAGACCUUCGGUGUGCAUCGACAGCCGGACAACAGCCUGAUUUUUUUCGAGUGGGCUCCGGCGGCAGAGGCCCUUUUCCUCGCCGGUGACUUCAAUGGCUGGGACAAAUUCUCCCACCCCUACACCAAGAAAGAAUUCGGCAAGUGGGAGCUGAUUAUUCCGCCCAAGCAUGACAAGUCUCCAGCUGUGGAUCAUAACACCAGACUCAAGGUGGUAGUUCACACCAAGGAUGGUGAGCGGCUGUACCGGAUCUCGCCCUGGGCAAAGUAUGUAAACAUGGAGGAGAAAGCUGUCGUCCUUGACUGGGUUCACUGGGAUCCCCCUCAGCCCUACACUCAAGUCCACCCUCGGCCAAAGAAGCCCACGAGCCUGAGAAUAUACGAGGCCCACGUGGGCAUCGCUUCACCUGAGGCGAAGGUCGCCUCAUACACCAACUUCACGACCAACGUGCUGCCUCGUAUAAAAGACCUGGGUUACAACUGUAUUCAGCUGAUGGCGAUCAUGGAGCAUGCCUACUAUGCCAGCUUUGGAUAUCAGAUUACGAGCUUCUUUGCUGCUUCCAGUCGAUACGGUACCCCGGAUGAGCUGAAGGAGAUGAUAGACGUGGCUCAUUCGAUGGGCAUCGUGGUGCUGCUGGAUGUCGUUCACAGCCACGCCUCCCAGAACGUCGAGGACGGCCUGAACCGCUUCGACGGCUCCGACUCCUGCUUCUUCCACUCUCCACCCAGAGGGGAGCACAAGCAGUGGGGCAGCCGCCUCUUCAACUACUCCAGCUGGGAAGUGCUGCGGUUCCUGCUGUCAAACCUGCGCUGGUGGAUGGAGGAAUACAGCUUUGACGGCUUCAGAUUUGACGGUGUUACCUCUAUGCUGUACCAUCACCAUGGUAUCGGCACGGGCUUCUCAGGGGACUACAGUGAGUACUUUGGCCUACAGGUGGACGAAGACUCUUUGGUCUACCUAAUGCUCGCCAAUCACAUCCUUCAUACCCUUUAUCCCGACUGCAUCACUGUUGCCGAGGAUGUGUCGGGGAUGCCUGCUCUCUGCAGAGGAGUGGAGGAGGGAGGACUCGGUUUUGAUUACCGACUGGCUAUGGCCAUUCCUGACAAGUGGAUUCAGAUCCUGAAGGAGUUAAAGGAUGAGGACUGGGACAUGGGCAAUAUCGUCCACACGCUGACCAACAGGCGCUAUGGAGAGAAAUGCAUUGCCUAUGCAGAAAGUCAUGAUCAGGCUCUGGUUGGGGAUAAGACUCUGGCCUUCUGGUUGAUGGACAAGGAGAUGUACACCAACAUGAGCUCCAUGACUCCCAUGACACACGUCAUCGACCGCGGCAUGCAGCUGCAUAAAAUGAUUCGCCUCCUCACUCACGGUCUGGGUGGAGAAGGCUACCUCAACUUCAUAGGGAAUGAGUUUGGCCAUCCUGAGUGGCUGGAUUUCCCCAGAGAGGGGAACAAUCAGAGUUACCACUAUGCCCGGCGGCAGUUUAACCUAUUGGAUACGGAUCAACUCCGCUACCAUCAGCUCUACGCCUUUGACCGGGACAUGAACCGUACCGAAGACAAGUACGGCUGGCUGGCCGCCCCACCUGCCUUUGUCAGCGCCAAGCAUCAAGGGGACAAGGUCAUUGUGUUCGACAGGGCAAAUGUGCUCUUUAUCUUCAACUUCAACCCCAGUAAGAGCUUCCAGGACUACAGGGUGGCUGUAGGAGCUGCAGGAAAAUACAAAAUCAAGCUGGAUUCAGAUGAGGCUCAGUAUGGAGGUCACGGACGGCUGGACCACAACACCGAGUUCUUCAGCGAGGCCGAGCACUUCAACGGACGCCCCAACUCCAUGAAGGUCUACAUCCCCUGCAGAACAGCCAUUGUCCUGGCCAACGAGGAGAUAGAUUACUGUUAUUAGAGGAUGAUUGUCUCCACAGAGACCAGGAUCGAGAAUGGAUUCCAACCUCAAACUGAGUGUUAACAAUCACCUUCAUCUUAAAGUGUCAACCUUGCACACCACCCAAACCCACUUUUUGUGUUUGAGUCUUUUUUUCCUAAAUGGGGAGGGAAAAAAAGGCAUUGUGAGCUUGUGUGCUUUCAAACACCAUCUGCAACCUUAGAUGCUGUGUAACCCCAUUUACUACAGAUUGGUCCAUUUGGGAAGCGUCCAACCUAACCAGCAGCUAGAUGCUAAAACUUAAAACCCCGCCGAGUCCGUCCACCACUAGCCAGCAGCCAUUUAUAGGCUCUGUUGAAUUUGGCGUGUCAUCUGACACACAUGACCGGCCACUGUGGCAGAGGGAAGACAACAAACAAGAUAAAAGCUCAGAGAAAAUACCAAUAUUUUUCAAAUGUUACAUAUGUAGAAGUAAAUUUGACUCGGUUUAAUUAUUUUGUAUUUAAUUACAGAUCAUGGUGUCAAGGUGUUAAGAGAUUUACAGUAUUACCAGCACUUGAAAAUCAAAACGUCCAGGUAUUUAAUCACCGUCUUUUUUAAUUUGCAUUUCGGGACCUUGUACGUAUAAAAAUAUUGCAAUUUGCACAAAGUAAUAAGCUGCUUUGAAUUAUUAUACUUUUAAUGGGUAUCUAAAACAGUUGUGUUGUAAUGCAGCUACUGGGAGCAUUUGUGUGGUUAUUUAUGGCCCUGUUGUUAAGCCAGUAAUUUGCAGCUGAAGCAAAGUGAUAAAAUCAUCUAAUUUGGAUUGUUCACAGUGUGUUGCAUAAUGCACAAGAAACAUUUUUAGCUGAAUUACACAGGUUUUUUUCUCCACUUAACCUAAAGUAAUGCAUGGUUUUCUCCCACAGUAGAUCCCAUUAACAUAGUUUAUGUCGUGUAUUUCACUAAACUCUGCUAAAAUACGUUAAUUUUGAUGAUUUUGUGUGGGUUUUACAGUUUUACAGGUCGGCUAUGACUCACACACCUCCCGGCUUUAAGAUACCAUGAUUCAUGUGCACUAUGUUCAUUAGAUACUGCAGCAUUCCUCAGGGAUUGUUGUAGGAAACAAACCCUAAAUUCACACAGAGAAUGACGUGUGCCUUUCCCAUUUACUGUAGCUCUGACUUUUAUUGUGACUUUUGUCUCCACACUGUUGAUGAUUGAACAUCUCAAAGACCUGCUGCAACCUGUGUUCCUCAUUGCUGUUAAUGUGAGAAGGUUGUUGAUGAACUAAAACGUGUAUGAACCGAAGAACAUCACUGGGACAGGUGACUGUUUUUUGUGACUGCUGUCAUUAAAAUGGUCUCACAUACAAGAGGUUUCAUCGUUUGAAAUAAUGUUUUUUGCAAAUGACUGUGAUAAUUGAUCUGCGAUAAUUGAUCUGCUUCUAGCCUUUAUGUUCUCUUUUGGUUUUUCUAAACAUCCGUUGCGAAUCGACGUGUGAAUGGAUGUCUUUUGGACAACUUUCAGCAUUCUCUGCACGUUGUUAUCAAAGCGUUGCCGUUAUAAGUGAAACAAGAGCUGAUUUUGAGCAUCCCAGAUAAAAGCUAUAAUGCCUUGAUUUACUGCCAUGGAGACUGUAAUUCUGUGAUCCACACCUACUGCAUUAGCACAGACUCUCAGCCAUUUAAGCCGUGUAUUGUAGCAUAUGGCAGGUUUUGAUCUGCCUUCCCCUGCAGCGGAUGAAAACAAAUUCAUAUUCAGGGCCAUCCUCCCGUGUUUAGCCAAAAGUGUCAUGAACAUAUCAUUUCUUUUUUGUGUAACACUCAAAAAAAUGCCUUUUCUCCACCUCUUGAAGAGCACUGAGAGGAUCUCUGCAUACAUUUCAAGCAACGAGGUUGAGAUUGAAGUGGAGUGUUUAAUCAUCCCUCAUCUGACCCAGUGUCAUUGUCGUUUUACCACCGCCAAAAUGAAUUGUCUGCAUUUUGUUCUCAAAAGUAAAAUUGAUGUGUGAUGCACAGUAA